Molecule: messenger RNA, 777 nt
Organism: Capronia coronata CBS 617.96
Lineage: Eukaryota; Fungi; Ascomycota; Eurotiomycetes; Chaetothyriales; Herpotrichiellaceae
Exons: 1
Coding region: 1-777 (258 amino acids)
Cellular component (GO): endomembrane system; membrane
Source: RefSeq, a predicted model, not a curated record
AUGGACUCCUCUUCAAUACGCCAACGAGCGCCAAAGGGACAACCACCCUCAAAUCCUUCAAAGCGUGCAUAUGCACAACCUGACGAAGUCGAAGACGCGAAUUCUCCUGUUAUAUCGGUCCUCGACAUCCUGCGGAUAAUUCUCACACUCAUCACGGUCUCCUCUGCCUUGUCAUACUACCUGACGUCGGGCUCGUCCUACUUCUGGAAUUACAAUCCGUGGUUCGCAAAUCCCUCACAAGUCGAGCGUUGGUGGAGAGGCCCGUUACUCCUGACUCCAGAGCAACUGGCAUUGUACAACGGUACGGAUCCUAAGAAGCCGAUCUACCUUGCAAUCAAUGGCACAAUUUUCGACGUGAGCGCAGGAAGGCACACGUACGGUCCUGGUGGCAGCUACGAAGUGUUUGCCGGUCGAGAUGCCAGUAGGGCAUUCGUCACAGGGUGUUUCCUUGAAGAUCGAACAGGAGAUCUGAGAGGAGCCGAGGAAAUUUACAUACCUAUUGACGAUCCAGAGGAAGAAAUCACCAGUGGAGCAAGGAAGACACGAGCGGAGAAAGAGCGCAGAGCAGCGAGAAAACGUGUGCUAGAAGAAGUAGGAAAGUGGGAAAACUUCUACAAGAACCAUAAAAAAUACUUCGAGGUUGGAAAGCUGGUGAACGUGUCUGAAUACACAGGCGAGCCACCGAAACUGUGCGAACCUGCUCAAAAAGGAAGGCCGCACAGAAAGAACAUGAGAAAAGUAGACAAGACAAAUGCGCCAGGUAAACCAGUGCAAUAA